Molecule: messenger RNA, 3545 nt
Organism: Centropristis striata (black sea bass)
Lineage: Eukaryota; Metazoa; Chordata; Actinopteri; Perciformes; Serranidae
Gene: agtr1b
Product: angiotensin II receptor, type 1b
Exons: 3
Coding region: 370-1458 (362 amino acids)
Biological process (GO): immune response; regulation of vasoconstriction; G protein-coupled receptor signaling pathway
Cellular component (GO): membrane
Molecular function (GO): angiotensin type II receptor activity
Source: RefSeq, a predicted model, not a curated record
GCGUUUCCGGUUUGGGGUUCAAGUUUUGGGCCGACGAAGGAAUGACGAGGGUUGGAUUUUGGCGACUAACGGCCCAGAGGACGCACAAAACAUACUUAUUUUCCUCGCAAAAACAUCCUGAAACAAAGGUGAUGGCUUUCUUCGCCAUCAACGCCGCAGACACUGAAACUGAGGGGAUUUAGAGGAUGACAGCCAUGCCUCCUCAUCCAUCACUAUCCAUCUCCAUGACAGUUGCGAUAGCGGCUUCGGACUGAGACAGAAAGGACUCGCUGAGGCCCUCGCCCAAGGCCUGUAUCAGUCACCACAGACGCACCCUGCCGACAGGGCCCCCUGUUUAAAAGUCCCAGGAUCUGGCACUAAAAAGGGAAAAUGCAGAAUAUAACGGCAGGAGCACCAGAAGGGGUAGAUCUGAAAUGCGGCAUGUCUGGAAGCCAUGAUUUCAUCUUCACCCUGGUGCCCAUCGUCUACAGCUGUAACUUUGUCAUUGGCAUUGUUGGAAACAGUAUGGUGGUGGCUGUCAUCUACUGCUAUAUGAAGCUCAAGACAGUUGCCAACAUAUUUGUCCUCAAUCUUGCUAUUUCUGACCUUACCUUCCUCAUCACUCUGCCCAUGUGGGCCACUUCCACCGCCACAGGCUAUCACUGGCCCUUUGGAGCGUUCCUGUGCAAGGCCAGUGCAGGGCUGGUGAUUUUUAACCUCUACACCAGCAUCUUCUUCCUCACAGCGCUCAGCAUUGACCGUUAUCUUGCCAUCGUCCACCCAAUGCGCUCGCGCAGGUUCCGCACUGUGGUGUACGCACGCAUCACCUGUGUAGUGAUCUGGCUCUUUGCCUUUGUGCUCAGUGUGCCCACUGGGAUGACGAGGGACCUCCACAACAUCACAAACUACACUAUAGUGUGUGGCAUUCUGCACCCGACCGAAGAGAACUCUGUGAGGUUGAAAGAGCUCCGGCUGGCCAUGAGCCUGAUGAAAAGCCUGCUGGGCUUCCUGGUGCCCUUCAUCAUCAUCAUCACCUGCUACUGCCUCAUCGGACGGGCGCUGCUGGGGGCGAGACGCAUCCAGAAAAGCUCUCGUUCUCGGGAUGACGAGGUGCUACGCAUGCUCGCAGCAGCUGUCCUGGCCUUCUUCCUGUGCUGGGUGCCCCAUCAGGUGUUCCACUUGAUGCAGAUGCUCACCCAGCUGACACUGGCGGAGAACUGCGCCCUCCUGGAAAUCAUUGACACCGCCAUGCCCUUCACCAUCUGCAUCGCCUACUUCAACAGCUGCGUUAACCCAAUUGUGUACGGCUUUGUCGGGAACAAUUUUCGCAAGAACUUACUGCGUCUGCUACACUGCUCGCCAAGUGGACCCACAGGGCCUCACCCGAGCAUCAGCUCCAAGAUGAGCGCCCUCUCUUUUCGUGCCUCUGAGGCACUGAGCCUCACAGCCAAAAGCAAAGCCUCUUCUGACGUUAAGUGAUGGAAAAAAAGGGAGAGGGUAUAAGUUCGCUCUCCCCGAUCUUUUGGUCUGUGGUUGAGGGGCCAGGGAUGGAGACAUUCCAUGCUUUUAAAACCCCAACUGUAUUACCAAGCACUGAACCAUACAGACUGGUUGAAACAUUGUGUUCAUGUCCCUCUGUGGGUCCAAGAGACAUUCCCUAUCUUGUACAAUGCCUAUCUGCAGGAUAAUUCAUCAUAAAGCAUCACAUGUUACACAGCGUUCAUUCAUAAUGCAGGCACAUGUCCCCCACUCACAUUGGUGAAGUAAAAAAAAGUUGUUGUUUUUUUUUUUAAGUUUUUAAAAAAUCACAUAAUUAAUUAUAGCAAUGAUAGAAAAUACUAUACAUAACUAAAGAUCACUUAUCCCAUUAUUUAUAUGAGAUGUCCAUGUACUGCAGGAUUCUGUGUCCGUCCUGCCUUGGGGACACAGUGCAGUGAUAUAUUGUCCAGUGAUAACUAUUCUGUAUGCUCAGCAGGUCUUUCACCAGUUGGAACAGUGAUCAAGUGCUCAGCAGCGAUGCCAAAGUAAAAAAAAAAAAAUAAGCCACCCAUGCAUGCUGUGUCAGAAGUUUCAGUUCAUCUGUUAGUUAGAAUGAUCAAAAAUAUCACACCAUUGCAGCAAAGGUUCAGUGCAAAUAUUUUAAAUGUAAUGCAGCUGGAGCAAAGGAAAGUUUAAACCUAUUAUCAAUUAACCAAAGACCAUGUUUACCAGUUAUUUUGCUGGCUACUUUAACCAUGUUGGAAAGAUGCUUUUUGUUUUGCAUUGAAAGGUUCCCAUACCAAGAUAUCAGACAAAAGGUGGACUCAAUAAAAUAUUUGUAAAAUAAAACCAUCAGUGUCUUGUCCACACAAAAGUAUCUGCAGAUCCCAGAUGUGUUGAGGUCGUGUUAUUUUAAAUCCCUGGUCCCAGGUACUUGUAGCAUUCAACAAGCUCCACAAGUGAACCCAAAAUAAUGUCUGGAAAGGUUGAGUGGGAGAGUUUCCUAAUGUCUUUGGUUUUGUGGAAAUUUAACUUAAGGAAGUGGUCGUUUACCACUCUACAAAGUCUUUCAUAACUGGCCUGUGAUCGACUAGGACGCAGCCCGGGGGUGAAGCUGUAGACCACAUCUGCUUCUGGAGUAAAGCACCAUUAGCCCUAACUGUCUUGGCCUACAUGCAGAAGAGUUUAAUACCCAUUAGACCAGAUCUGUAUCAAGAUUAAAAGGGAACAGAAGCACAGCAGCUCAAUGUCCAUAGUGCACACAGUCUUUCUGACACAGCUCCCCCUUGGGACUGUGAUGUCAGCAUCCCUGACGUCAGCACACAAAAACCGCUGAGGGUCUGUCGGUAUGCUGGAGUCAGUUCGGUCUCGGUCAAAGCCAUGACGUUAGCUUGGAUGUUGCUGAUUUAUUUCAGAUGGUCUGGGCAUUGCUUAGUGGUGUGGAUUAGGACACUUAAGCCUCUGUCUGACAUCUCCCCGUCUUCCCAGUUUCCAGACUUCACAUUAUUUAUGUCAUAUAUUGAAGUAGGGGAGACUGGGAGCGAUUGUAAUAUAAGGACAAGAAUUACCCCUUUGGUGGGAGAAAGUGUAGCAAAAAUACAAAUAAGUCAUAUUUACCCAGUGUUUCCCUAUAAAGCCAAACUGAUAAUGAAAGGAACUUCUCAAUUUUAAUGAACCCUUUUAAAUGUUAUUUUACAUUUACAUUUAGUAAAAUGCUUUCAUUUUGUAACAGAAAAGUUUGUCAACAUAGACACUUGUGGCACAUGUGGCACUGUCCCUGAUCCUGCAGCCUUGGUAAAACAUGCAAGCUUGCAACACCUACAUCAGUUGAUCAUGUUCAUUUAUAACCAAUAAAAAACUGAUGUAAGUUUCAAUGCACUCAUGUAAAGAUUUAACAGCAGUAGAGAAGUGCUGUACCUCCAAAAUGUAACUUUCAUACCUCAAAGUCAGCUGAUCAAAUGAUCCUGCUUCAUUUCCACAGAGAGAGAAUCCAACUGAGCAUGUGCAGAGUAAGUGUCAUCACUCUGCUUUGUUUUGUGAUUUGAGUAAUCGAGUGUUUUACAAUUUCUUCCAGUCCCCCAUACUCA